Molecule: messenger RNA, 2448 nt
Organism: Mytilus trossulus (common blue mussel)
Lineage: Eukaryota; Metazoa; Mollusca; Bivalvia; Mytilida; Mytilidae
Product: protocadherin Fat 4-like
Exons: 12
Coding region: 1-2247 (748 amino acids)
Biological process (GO): homophilic cell-cell adhesion
Cellular component (GO): plasma membrane
Molecular function (GO): calcium ion binding
Source: RefSeq, a predicted model, not a curated record
AUGGAGAAUGAACUUCUAUCAAGAAAACAAAAUAGUACAGUACCAACAUUUACAAUUGGAACCGCAGAGGCUGUGUCGAUAGAUGACAUCACACCAGCAGAGACAAAUAUCCUGUCCCUUAUUGUUUCCGACGAUGGUGGGGACACCAUUGUGUAUUCGACAAAGGCGAACGACAACCCAUAUUUCUACGUCGAUACUAAUAAUGGCCAAGUGAAGACUUUACAGACAAACAUACCAGAAGGCACUUAUACUAUCACACCAAUGGUUACAGAUGACUGCUAUAAUACAGCUACAACAGUUGUUACAAUAACAGUAGAAAAUGUGGCCAUUACUUCUGGUGGAUUUACUGGAACUUCAGUAACUAUUUCUCAAGAUGAUUAUUUGGAAAAAAAUCUAACGGAUAUUCUAAUAACAGAACCAAAUGACGGUUAUUAUUGUUACCUGACCAGUUCUGCUAGUUUUCCAUUUAGUGUCAGACAGGCCAAUAGCUUAUCUCCAGGUUAUACAUUAUACCUUCAAGAUUGGCCAGAGUUAAACGCAGCAACGACACCAAGUUAUACAUUAACUGCGGAAUGUAUAGAAGCGCAUUCUGCAUCACCCGCUAGUGUUAGUGUUGGUUCCUUUACAGUAAAUGUUUCACCAAAUAGUGGUCCGUCAAUGGCUACUGCAACAGCCACGGCAACGCUUGACGCCAUUACCGAUUGGACUGGUACCUUGGUUUAUACUGUAGUUGCUUCAGAUCCAGAAAAUGAUCCAUUUACAUUUACCCUUGCUGGUGGAGGACCAUUCACAAUAACUGACGCUGGUAAGAUAGUAUUGACAGAAAAUCUUGUACGUCAUGGUCAGGGUAGUUAUACACUUACUGCAACUGUAGCAGAUAACCGUGGUAACUCUGAUGCAACGACAGUAACUGUUACCAUUAACAAUAGAAAUGUGGACCCAACAUUCACCAAUUUACCUACAUCCGAAAGUAUCACAGAAAACGUAGCCGUUGGAACGACUGUAUUCCAGCCUGUUGCAGCAGAUACUGACGUCACUGAUGUUCUUGAGUAUUAUGCACAAUUUAAUCCAUCGUAUGGCGCCAAAUUAUUUACAGUCAAUCCAAAUACUGGAGAAGUCUUGACCGCAGCAAAUAUUGAUUAUGACGUCAUCGGUGACCCUUCCAUUGCUAUUUUCAUCACAGUUUCUGACGGAAAAUGGUUUGACACGCAACGUUUGAUUGUAAAUAUUGGCAAUGAAAAUGAAACCCCAGUAAUAGCACAAAAAUAUUUCAAAAUUAUGAGAGACGAGGGAGUGUCUGGCGAUUCCUUUCCUGUGAUACGUUACGAUGUUGAAGAUCCGGACAUAGCUUCAGUGAAUGAUGUUAUGAUAUAUACAAAGGAUUGUGGAGCUGACAACAGCAGGGUGGCCAUUUCAUCAUCUACAGGAGUUUUCUCCUUUAACGGAGAUUACGACCUGGACGACGCAUCAAACCCAACAGAUUUUACCUGUACCGUCACAGUGACUGAUAGUGGUGGAUUAACUGACACGUGCAUCGUUGACGUGCGUGUUGAUUAUGUAAACGAGUUUACUCCAACAUUUACCCAAUCGUCGUAUGAUAUAACUGUUUUAUAUACAGAAUUAGUCGGUACAAUUAUUCUUUCUGUCAGUGCCUCUGAUCAAGAUUUAGGCGAUCACGGGGAUUUUUAUUAUGAAAUUAUCAACGCUGAAAAAUUGUUUGGAAUAUUUCAAAACGGCAGUAUUUUUGUGAAUACAGAUCUAAUUAUACAUUAUCCGAAUGGACACGUGGUAUUUAUGACAGUAAAAGCCGAAGACACUGGUGGCUUGUUUUCAACAAUUACAGUAAAUGUAACCAUCCCAUCAUCAAUUGUAGAAAGUACGACCACAGAAAAGCCAUUAACUUUCUUCGAGUACCAGAUGAACAUGGUUGCAUAUGAAAUUGCAGCAGCAGUAGUCGCAGCUUGUUUACUGGUAUCGAUAUUUUUUGCAUGCAGAUAUAUAAGGAGAAAACCUCCUGUGACUGAGGUUAAGCCAUUAACUUUGCCGCAAGUACCUGAAAAUAAGGCUAAAAAGGGAAUCGUAGACAACAUGGACAAGUCGAAUGAACAUGGGGAUGGCAACAGUGUGAACAACACUCCGUCAAAUAAUGAAGAACCUCAAAUUCGUGUUAAACCAUUGUUUAACAUAGAAGGCCCCAGGACAGCGGAUGGAGGAAUGCGGAGUCCUCCACCGGCAUAUAACCUAUAAUGUUACUAAUGUCUUCGGGAUCUGUUUUAUUUGUAUCUAAAAUUUAAUAUAAAUGAUGUCAAAUGAUGUAGUAACCUUCUGAUUACCACACGCUUAACAAUAUUAAAAGAGAAAAAAAUCAUAUAGUAAAUCUAACAUUUAAAACAAAUAGUGUCAACCGCUUACGGACACAAGAAAUUCAGUCUAUAUGACUACUGGUAA